AUGAAGACCAUAAGGGGCGCUCCAUGGAGUUGGAUUUGAACGUGCUGCUGGGUCAGGCGGAAGUCGAUCCGUUUCAAACUACUUGUGAACAUGCAGUGACUCUUGGGCUAGGAAAUUUUUAGACUCUCUGCUUUUCUAGCCCUAUCGUGAGGGUGUUCGGCGAGAUAUCCAUAUAUGUAGUUUCAGGGGCGCAAUCCUUAUCGAUAAUGAUAUUUUGGCUUCGUCUCCUGAGUUUACAGCGCUCUCUAGGCACUGAAAAACACAAUCUUACGCGUGAGAAACGGUCGUCCGAUCCUGCGUUGAGUUUCGGAGCGAGAGCCGCCUCAGUCAGGCUAAACAUGCGAUUGAAUAUGAUGUGAUCUAUUCCAUUAUGGAAUUGCCAUCAGGUAACUCCCUCGUCCAUAGUAA
Haemonchus placei is the source of this 408-nucleotide messenger RNA. NCBI's taxonomy places the organism in Eukaryota, Metazoa, Nematoda, Chromadorea, Rhabditida, Trichostrongylidae. The record is from the annotation of a GenBank genome assembly.